AUCGCACUAAACCCCGUCCCCGAAUCAAAUGGAUCAACUUCGCCCAGCUGAUGAAUCUCGCGUGCUCGUUAUCUACACAGGGGGCACGAUUGGCAUGCUUGUCAGCGCCCAGGGCUAUGUUCCUGAGCCCUACUUCUUGACAGAGACUCUACGUAGCCAGAAACGGUUUCAUGAUCCCUUGCAGGACUCACUUUUCUCCAACGCCGCAUCUGUCGAUGGCUACAGGAACUGGAGCACCACAAGCGGCAGAUCGAGUCCCGUAGGCGCCUCGUCCAAAGCUACUGCCGCCAGCCUGCCUCAUCAGCCUACUUUACCUGUCCGUUCAUCGCGGCCCAUAGGCAGCCCCCGUGGCCUCGCAUCCUCUGAGAGCGAUGCUCUUACCCAAGGCCCUCAGCCUAUGUCCAAACGCGUGGCAGAGAAUGUUUAUGAAGCUGAUCUGGCUACACUGGUCACACCUCGGAGUAUGAUACCAGGGCAAAGCGGGAGCAAACGCAUCAGGUAUGCUAUUCUCGAGUGGAACCCGUUGUUGGAUAGUAGCAACAUUGAGAUAUCUGAUUGGAUUCGCAUCGCUACGGAGGUUGAGUUAAACUACUCCGUGUUUGAUGCUUUCGUUAUCCUGCAUGGGACAGAUACUAUGGCAUAUACCGCCAGUGCGCUCAGUUUUCUGUUAGAAGAUCUGGGAAAGACGGUGAUUUUGACCGGAGCUCAAAUCCCCCUCUCUCAGCUGCGCAAUGAUGCAGUCGACAAUCUCCUGGGAGCAUUGACAAUUGCCGGAAGUUUCAUUAUACCUGAAUGUAGCCUGUACUUCAACCAUACGCUCUUCCGAGGAAACAGGGUGUCCAAGGGAUCUUCAAACGAUCUCAAUGCUUUCCAUAGCCCGAACUUUCCGCCGCUCGUAAACGUUGGCAUUGACAUUGAGGUCAACUGGAACGAUGUUAUCCGACAGACAAGCCUUAGACGCUUCAAAGCACAUAAGAACCUCAGCCCUCAUGUCGCUGCUCUGCGCUUGUUUCCAGGCAUCACUGCGGCGACCGUGAGGGCGUUUCUUAUGCCUCCUGUGCACGGCGUUGUCCUUGAGACCUUCGGCGCCGGAAACGCGCCACAAAGAACGGAUCUCAUGGAGGCUCUCAAAGAAGCGUGCGCGCGAGGUGUCAUCAUCGUGGCAAUAUCUCAAUGCGCUAAGGGAUCAGUAUCCGAUGCAUAUGAAACUGGUAGGACCUUAUUGCAGGUCGGUGUGAUCCCCGGUGGAGACAUGACACCAGAGUGUGCGCUCACCAAGCUCAGCUACCUGCUGUGCAAACCAGAGCUGACGGUGGAGGACGUUCGCACGUUCAUCGCGCAGCCCUUGCGAGGAGAGCUCACCCGCCGAGCGCACUCCGUCCCCGCGAAACCGUCUGUUGAAGGCGAUGCUGAGAUCAUGCACAACAUCCUCACUCACCUAGUGACAACAUCGUCUUUCAACCGAGAUACCCCUCAAAUCGUGGUUUCCCCUUCUUCGAGCAGCGAAAAAAUGCAAGACAUUCCCGCACCAUGGACUAGGACUGCUGCUGAAGCUGCUACGACUGAGGCUGCUCUUUUACCCUUCUUGGCCCAUCUAGCGGCAGCAAAGGAUCACUUAGAGUCUCUCAAAUUCUGCCUCGAGACUGCAGCGCUGGACUUGGAAGAACGAGAUGUGACCGAUCUGGCUAUACCCGGAGGAAUAAUCAAUUGCUUAGAACCUGGAAGUGGAAGAUCGCCGUUGCACGUUGCUGCUCUGAAUGGAAGCACUGAGUGCACAGAACUGUUGCUACGAUCUGGUGCACUAGUUCAUCUUAGAGACACCCUUGGGCAUACUGCUCUGUACUAUGCGGCACGUCAAUGUCAUGGACCUAUCGUCGACUUACUAGUGGCAGCGGGCGCUAACCUCAGUGGCUUCGAGAUUGAUGCUGGCUUCACCAAUGUAGCUUUGCAGUGUGCCGUAAGAUCAGGAAACAAACAGGCUCGAAGGGUAUGGGAAAAGGCGGGUAUGGAACUGCCACUAGAGAGUUGAAUGUACUGUAUGUAGAGUAUGCUACACAAAAAUUGCCAAGUAAUCAGGAAUAUGAGGCGCUCAGAAUUAACUUAGGCUGUAACCUAUGAUACAGUCAGUUCGAAAUCAAGCAUGAAAAUCGCCGCCUCGCGUAAGCAAGAUGAAAGCCGUUAAUCGUCAUCGUCCACCAAGUCUACCACCUCGGGUUGCUCCUCGGGUUGCUGAACUGAGAUCCCCUUUUCAGCCUUGUAUGCAUUCCCGACCUUCUCUGCAAGUGUAUUAAAGAAGAGCGCAUGUUGAGAAGCGGGGAACGUAAAUGAACCGCUGAGGAACUCAAGUCUUUCAACGAAUAUCUGAGAUUCCUGAUCCAGAUGCAACGGAGUAUAACGAGCGCGAUCUUCUGAUUCGGUUGAUUGGUUUUCCUCCCCUGGCUCGCUAUCAGGAGGCCCAUAGUAGAGACGGAGCAUAAAGUUGAUGCCUGCAUGUGCGAUUUAGUAAUGGUCUGCAAGGUCAGUACUUGACGCACUUUUCUGCAUUGUAAUUUCCUCGUCCUCGUCAUCUCGAGCUGACUCUUGC
Messenger RNA from Coniophora puteana RWD-64-598 SS2, 2584 nucleotides. Its product is annotated as asparaginase-domain-containing protein. The record is from RefSeq and is a predicted model, not a curated record. The coding region runs from base 29 to 2029 and encodes 666 amino acids. Gene Ontology annotation, biological process: amino acid metabolic process. The transcript has 10 exons. Lineage: Eukaryota; Fungi; Basidiomycota; Agaricomycetes; Boletales; Coniophoraceae. Gene Ontology annotation, molecular function: protein binding; asparaginase activity.